AUUGCUAGCAGCGAAAACUGAUUAAUAUGAGGAUAAUGGAAAACGGUACGAUACUGAUGUUAAAGUCACUGGCGGCUGUGGUGUUGGUAAUGAGUGUUACUGUCACUGUAGCUAAUUUUGUACUGACCAUCAAAGGAGGAAACAAUGUUUUUAGACCGUUUGAUACAAAUAUAUCAACACGUCUGAAUAUUUUAAAUAAGACGGCAAAAGAAAAACAUAAAUACAUUUCUCACUUCAACGUAGAAGGUCUGAAGAACGUCAUAGAAAAUGUUCGUCCUAGCAACAAAGAUAGGAAAGAAGUACAUUCGGGUGGACAUUUCGGAUUAGCAACAAAAGAAAAGUGUCAUAAACGACUACCACAAGUAAUAAUCGCUGGACAAUACAAAUCGGUACUGGGGCAUUAACAGAGUUUUUGAAUGAGCAUCCGCAAAUUUUCGCAUGCCGGGAAAGUGGAGAUAUUCAAUUCUUUAAUAAAUAUUAUAUUUCAAGAGGAUUCCGUUGGUACAGAAAUAUUAUGCCCUGCACGUUUAAAACCCAAAUAACAAUUGAAAAAACAGCGCACUAUUUUUUACAUCCUAAAGCAGGUCUUCGUAUUCAUGACAUGAACCCGAAGUCAAAAAUUAUAAUUAUACUUAAA
Molecule: messenger RNA, 637 nt
Organism: Mercenaria mercenaria
Lineage: Eukaryota; Metazoa; Mollusca; Bivalvia; Venerida; Veneridae
Exons: 2
Coding region: 27-404 (125 amino acids)
Source: RefSeq, a predicted model, not a curated record